ACUGUCACUUCGUCUUUAUCCGAGUAAGCGCAUUAGCAGAAUUCAAAAGUAAGGGAUAAUCAAAACAUGGAGGCUGCUGGUGCGUACGGUGGUGGAAAAGCCGGGGGAACCUUUGAUCCGAUUUCGUUUGUGCAAAGACCGCAAGUUAUACUUCGAGCAGUAUGUUGGCUCUUCUCUGUCAUCAUAUUUGGAUGUAUAUCAUCUCAGGGUUGGAAAUUUGACCUUGCAAAGAAAAGGCAUCUUUGUCUCUACAACGAUGACGCUAAUGCAUGUAAUUACGGCGUUGGAAUAAGUGUUAUAGCAUUUUUGGCCAGUAUGGGACUGCUUGUUGGGGAAUAUCUUUUUGAACAGAUGUCAUCAGUCAAGACAAGGAAGCACUUCGUGCUGGGUGAUUUGGGAUUCUCUGCUUUCUGGGCAUUCCUCUAUUUUGUUGGAUUUUGGUACCUUGCUAGCCAGUGGGGAAAAUCCGAACCACCUCCAAACGGUGUUGGUGUAAACAACGUUCAGGCUGCCAUAGCUUUUUCAUUUUUUUCCAUAUUUGCAUGGGCUGGUUCUGCAUUUUUCGCGUAUCAACGUUUCCGUCAGGGUGCUGGAGCAGCUUUUGCUACCAAUUACGAGAACGAAGCGGGAAUGCCCGCGUCGUAUCCCUCUUACCCUGGAGGACCCGAAACGGAUACACCCUAUCAAGAACCACCUUUCUCGGCUGGGCCUAACCAAAGAGGUCAAACAGAUUUCCAAGCUCCAACUUACUAAGAAAGAGUCGGCGGACAUUUUAUUUUUCCAAAGAGUCGACGACUACCUUAGUGGAGAAAACCAGGUUUCGAUGAUUUUACCUAUAAACGGUUACAGUCAUUAUUGUACUUAGGAAUAUUCAAACAAACAAGUAUUAUUACACCUCAAAUAUUAUGGUUUCUUGUACAAAAUAAUUGACGAUCGUGUAAAAUUGACUUAGGAGUUAGCAAUUGAAGGGACUGUUGUACUAAAUUUCUGGUUCCAAAAAGUAAUUCAAUGAAGUGAAAAAAUAGUAUGUCAGAGUGUAACAUUUUACAUUCAUUCAAGCGUGUACAAAAUUUAUCAGUCUUUCAACCAAAAAGUAGUUGUCUUCAGUAAUUCGAUAUUAAACAUUAACGAGAAACCAUAUAAAACAAUUGAGGCCCUCAGCAACGGUGGCCUAAGCCACAAAUUGAUGAUUUUUAGAUUAAUAUAUCAAUAAAAGCAGCAACAUUAAAUCUUCGGAUUAGCAGGGGCCUACACAACCUACCUCUAUAUUUGGCUAGAUGGCGCUACAUAAUUUGUAGCGCCAUCCCAUAAACAUAAUGAAAAUACGAAUGCAAAGGUUGAAUUUAUCUCGAAACUUCGUUUUUGUGUUUAGGCCACUGUUGCUCUGAUAGUCUUAAUUCUGCUUUAUAGUUAUCUGUUGAAGCUCAUCCGGUUGUAAAUGUCAACAGCGUUGCCAAGAUUUGAUUUUUUACCAAUUAUUACAUAAAACAUUUGAUAAUCAAACCUCAAUGCCAAUACAAUAUCACCUAUUACAUCUGUUCUAACCUGAUGCAUUUGUUUUUUUUGAUAGACAUCUAGCCUUAGUUGAAAAAGUAAGAUUUUAAUUAAAACUUUUUGAUUAUCUUGAUUCUGAAUAUGUUUAUUUUAAAAAUAAUUGCAUUCAUAUAUAUAAUAAACUGAAGUACAUAUUAUAUACCUAAAAACGAAAUUUUUGCUAGUGAUGAUCUGUUUUGAUAUUUUUGGAACUUGUGAAUUUUACUCCAGCCCCUUCAAAAAUUCACAGUAUCGAUUACAUUUGAUAGUUUAUAACACUAUUAAAAGAGACGUAAUAACUUUAACAAUUAUUAAUACAUAUUGGUUUUGUAUGUAUCAGUUCUUAAGGACUCAGUUGUUUAUUCGUAGUCCUAUUGUUUUCUGUCUUAGUCAGGUGAUUACCAAAAUUCUUAUCAUAAAAAUUGUCACACGAUAUGUUGUUAGUUCCGCCAAAAAUUACGUAACGUUUGAACUACUGAAAAAUUACGUAACGUUUGGUGGAUACCGGCAGUAAGUUUAGUGAAGUUCCAAACCGUGCUGUAACGUUGAUGUGCACUAUUUUUUUUUAUUUUUGAUUUAACCCAUUCGCUUCCCGCGUUAGCGAGUGAUAUGGUUACUUCAGUCAGGUGCCGUUCAAGCGCCAGCGAGUUCUAUUGUUACUUCAAUUAGGUGCCGUUCAAUAAAAUGGCUCCUAGCCUAGUUGUAUCCUCUUCUAUAGGCAGCGAAUGGGUUAAGGGAGAGAUCCAGAGUAAAUUUCUCUUUUCGAAAAGUUAUUUCGAAAAUCGAAACGAUUCAUUACCAAAACAUAAAAGCCUAUAAAUGCGAAUUUACUUUUUAAAAAUAAUGGUGUCUAUAUGGCGACCGUUUAUUCAUAGCAUUCUUACAAACAUCCGCGUAAGUGUGCGAACACAUCACGUUGAUAAAACGCAAUUGGAAUGUUGUUUUUGCUAUCGCAAAUCCAUUCUUUUAGUUAAGCAAUGGAAGCAGGGGAAUCAACGCAGACUCGGCUUUUCAAGUAUGUCCAUACAAAGAAAUCUGGAGACGUGAGGUCCGGCGAUCGUGGAGGCCGUAUAAGGUGAAUAAUUUUCUAGGGAUCAAGAGCAAAUCCUGCUUUGAAAUGCGUUGCACGUUGGAAGGCUAAUAAGUAUAAUUUUCAUGUUUUUAUUAUUGUUUAUUAUCGCUAUUACCAAUAGGACAGAAAAUAAUGGGGUUAGUGCUAGUUAUGAUAAGUGAUUUUUUUUUUUUUUCGUUUGAGUCCUUUCAGCGUGCCAUAUAAUAACUGGAAUAUUGUCUGUGCAGUUUUUAGUUUCUUUUUAACUUUAAAGAUUAAUCAAGAAUUACUAAAAUAUUUCACGAUUAUGGGUAGUUAUUUCGGGAGUUUUCAUGCAGUGAACUAAGUCAGUUAUUCACGUUAUUCUUUCCCUGCCAUUGUGAUUUCUUAAUGAGGCUAGUUUGUUGAGCAGAGCAAACUAUGAAGUGAAGAUUAGUAAAGAUAUUCAAGAAAUGAAACUAAGAACUUUUAUUACAAAUAAUGAAAUAUAUGAAAUAAUUAUAAAAAAUAAAAUAAUUGUGAUAUAUUCUUUAUUUACCUCAGGCUUGUUAUCGUUUUGAGUGUUCUUUGCAGGAUAUCCACUUUUACUUCUGAUCUUUGGAGGAUUCACAGGUUUCUUGUAUUGGUUAGUUCUUGAGAAAUCCACUGUAGAGUCAAGACAGGCUCGUGAUUGACAGUACAUAGACCUAUAUAUUCACAGUUGGUCUAAUUGAACAAGACAAUCAUAAGUCAAAACUUGAGUCAUCAAAACGACUUGAUGUCGUUCGACCACCCUGUUGGAGGAGGUCCUCGAUUACGAUAAGCACCGUGUCUAUGUCUACUCGUGUCUAAAAUGUUCUUGGUAGAUCUUCCAUCUUUCUAUCCGGCAACAUUCCAUUUCAGCGUUGUAAUUCUUUUAACUUUGGCCGUAACGCCAGUUUUCUCAUUUUAUUUGAAAUGCUUUCUCUAAAGGAUAUAUUCAACAUUGGCCUCUCCAUUGCUGUCUGUAUCAUGAAACCUCUAUACUCUGGGUAUUGAGAUUUUUGAAGAGGAAGAACUGAUGUAAGUAGGGAAAAAUAGAAGAGAAGAGAUUUAAGACUCUAAUGAAGAGGGGCUUAGCUCAGACGAACAAAUCAAAUGGGCAGAGAGACACUAAAUCUCAAGUGAGUAUUCGGGCUAGCUUCAGUACAUUGAAUAUUGCCUUUAGAGAUAUAAAACAGAUAGACGGGAUAAUGAACUGAUGGAAACAAGGAAGAAAAUGAGACCUGUUAAUACAAAACUUAAUACGACUAGAUAAGACCACUGGAGAUAGAUCGAUAUAAAAAGGAUGAUAAAGAGAGAAGAAAAGGGCGCCAACUCAACAAUGGUUGAGAUUUUUGAAGUAACGAAUGACAGGAAAUAAUUGACACUGCAUACAAUCACCUGAAAUACAAAUAUACUCAAUACUUACCUUUUCUUGCUAUAUUAUAUACUGGUGAUACAGACUGAAAUAAAACAUCAACCUUACUUCUUACAAAUAUAUUAAUAAUAAAUAUGUUAUAUAUAUUAACAAUUUAACAUAUAACUCAAAAACAGAAUAACAGUGGUAGUGGGUGGUGUAAAGGUCAAACAGGACCUAAGAGCCGCUAGCAAGCAAAUAACCACUACACACUGUGCCAAGCAAAGGUAUUAAUAUCACAAUCAAAUCAAAGUCCGUUAGAAUAGCACAAAGUCCUUACAACUAAAAAGUUAGUAAUAUUACCUUAAUGAGCUCAACUAUAGUGAGAUACACGAGUAGAACAUACACGAGUAGAAUGAGAAUUCGAAGUCUAUAGGAAUGUCCUCUUGGCACGGCAAAACUACUUGGCUGCUGUGGUGAUAACGUCCUGGGUAAAAAUGCUGGUUGUAGUAAAAUCAGGUAUGGUGUAUUAUCCAACAAAAACAGCCAACUCUAUGGAUAAACCAUAACAGAGUGGCUAGCAAUCUAACUGGUAUAAUUAGAUAAACGAGUGAGGUAAAGUUUUCAAGUGACUGAAUCUAAAAUGUAAAUUUUAUCAAAUUUCAGUCAUUAUGUAUUUCAAUAAAUGUAGCAGUACAGAUUGAACAGGCCCAAACAAAACAUUAGGUUAGGUAUAGAUAUGUCAUGUCAAAAUUUCUGGAGCUAAUUUCAAUGCAGGCAUGACAUGGUCAUGCGCAUGACAGAAGGCUAUAUGAUAUUCGUUAAAACCUUUUUAUAUAUUACCUUAAUAAAAAAAAAUGAAAGAAAAAGCCUAAUGAUAGGACAUGAAAUACAUUGGAAUUUAAGUUUGACAAUAGGAAAAAACUUGACCUUAUGUUCUUUGCAAAUAUUUAAAGGAUAUGAGCUAUACUUUGAAAUUUAAAUUAUUUCUUAAUCAAAAUUAACAACUACAAAUAACGGACGGAAUAUGUACAAUGAUGUAUUGGAUUUUAUGACGAAGAAAUGAGAGAUAUAUAAAUUUAUUACUUACUGAAACAAGCAGACACGUCCCGCUAAUAUACUUCUGUUAUGUGGAGAAGUCCAGAGAUAUUUAAUUUUGGUUUGGUAGAUUUUUCAAAUGGUAUCGACUGAUGUUGGCUUUCCUUUUAAUUAUAUAUACUCCAUUACCAUUGAAAAUUUUGCUUUAAAUUCCGUCACUUAACAAUGAGAAAAAUUCUCAAUAGCGGCGUGUCCACCUUAGUUAAAGAGUUUGACCCAACUACCGUUCGAAUCGAGAAAUCAAUUCGGCUUGAGGUUUUCGCGCGUGAGCAGAGAAAUGUCGUUUUAAAAUCGAUCGCGGGCGUAUCACAAGGCAUUUCUUGAGGGGUAUUAUUAAUGGAAUUUUAAUGGAAUUAAUUUAAUUAAGAGCGUAACCGCUACAGUCACUUGUAUUUUAUUGAUUACUUUUCUGGUAAGGGUCAAAUUUUCUGUUCCAUAGAACUGGGAGUACACAUUCAUCUCGAAUGCUUUGAUAAUUGUGUUAACAACACGAUGCACUCGUUCUACUGUCGAGUGUUUCUGAUGAGACCCAAAUUGAUAGUCUGAGAUUAAGUUUUUUGCUGCGACACUUUCCAUCAGUCUCUUGAUCAGUAACUUUUCCAUUAUUUUUGACAAGACUGAUUGGUCAAUAGGGCUAGGUUCAUUUGGCUGUUUUCUCUGUUUACGAAUUAAUAUGAUUUCUGCUUCCUUCCUUUGUGCAGUUAAGUAUUUGAGUCUUAGAACUGCGUUGAAGAGUUGCGUCAGCAUAACGACCGCUUUUCUCGGAAGUUCUUUUAAUAUCUGGCCGGUAAUCAGGCCAUAUUCAGGAGCCUUCUUGGGGUCUAAGUGAUAUUUUAUAACGUCGUAAGUUUCUUGUAUUGUAAAGUUUUUAAUGGGCUUUAUUUGUUGCUCAUUUUCGUCAAGAAAUGCAUAUAUUUAGUCGUCAUUAAUUCCGUUUGCAGGUGGUAACAGGUGAAAUACUUCCUCAAAUAUCUACCGAAAACUUCUACCUUUUGUCCAUCAGGUACCAUCAGAUUUUCUAAGUGGUGACCUGUCAGGUAAAAUAAACAAACUUUAUUGAUUUGUUACCAUUUCAUACUUUGCCUCUGCUAUAAUUUACGUUUUUAUCUUUUUGUAAAAUAAUAUACAAAGCCAUUAAAAAGUAUGUUAUAUAUAAAUAUAUAAAUAAAUGUUAAAAUACUUAUUUUAGUAAGAAGUUCAGUGUACAGUUGAUAUUAAAUGUAUAUGUGUGUCGGAUAUAAAGCUUUUGUAGUAACAUUUUUAUAAUUUAUCGUAACAAGUCCAUUGAAGUAAAAUGGAUGUACGUAGUUGCUAGACAAUGUUUGUGUUUUUGUAUUGCCAAACACCUAGCAAGAAUUUUAAACGUAGAGACAAAAAUAGUCAGGUCACGUUAUGGAACUAAGGUUAUUUCACUACUGAGACAUAUAUAUUUCAUUAGUUUAAUAAUGAAAGCUGAAUUUAUAAACAAUUUUGUGUUUUUACCAUAAAAUAUAUAUUGGUCAAACACGUAGACGGUUAAAAAACUUGUAAACAGCAUAAACAUUUUGCAACAACAUAAGAGAAUAAAGUUUAUGAGUGGAAUAACCUCUUUGUUUUUUGAUAGUUUUUGUUUACGUAGCAUUACGUUUGGGGAGUGAAUAUUUGUAAAAUGCAUAAAAAUAGAGGAUAACGAAGUUUGUUGAAAGAGGGUAUUGCAAAAGAAUUAACGCUAAAAAUUGUAGGUAGUAAUUAUAUUCUUUUAAACCUUUACACAAUUAUUACACAAAAAUGUUAAUCAGAAAAAAUAACAAAUGUAUAUUUCUGAAAAAUUAUCGAAUAUUAUCUGAUAUCUUAUAUUGAAGAUAUCAUCGUUGGUGAAAGACAAAUUUUCUUUUAACUUGUAUCUAGAUAGAGCUAGGCUAGAGCACUGGCUUGUUUUCAUACCUGAGCCAGUGCCAGUCUCAAUCAUCACAAAGAGAAAAAUCAAAUAAGCAUCCCCAUCUUACGUAAUAAAGAAAAAUGUAUAGGAAUCUCUUCGCCAAUACUAAAAGAAAUCAGCAACAAGAACAUAUCAACAUUAAUUAAUAAAUAGAAGUUCAGAGAGACAUCAUCUACAAUUAUACAUAAACACCAAAACAAAAACCAGAAUUUGAUAUCAACCCGGGGGUGAAAUUACCGCCCCUAGAAUUUUUAACUCAAAACAGGGCUUUUUUGUCUACAAGAUCGAGGCCAAGUAAGACACCUGUCAAAUUGGUUUAACAAAUGGUUUCAGAACCUCUUUAUAAAUUAUGUUUUAUUGUUCAGAAAAUAAAGUAGUGAAAGAGUUUGUCUUUUAUCAAUCACAGAAUUAUAUUAUCAUUGAUCUUCUUUAUCAGACAUGUUAAAGGAUAAAGUAGUAUAUUUUCUAUAUUCAGUAUUAAAAGUAAAAUAACCCCAAAGAAUCUCUCGAAUUAAACCCACAUAUUUAUUUAUUAAACCCUUUAGUAUAAAAAUGACAAUAAAAAAUAAAUCACGAAAAGAUAUUAUUAAAAACUAUCUAUUUUAACACAUAUCCCUAAAAAACCAAAAAAUUAAAAUUCUUAUUUCCUGCAUGGAAAGAUGCACAAAAGGAAGAAGACCUUUCAUUUCUGCUGCUUGAUGAUGUAUAGAAUGUUGCAUAGAUACAUUGUUCCUCGUGAAGGUGAUAGUGUAGAAGCUUUAGCAAUAAAUAUCUUACAGAUAUUUUUUCGAUAAGUAGCAUUUUUCAUACCUCUACACUAACUACUUAGAACUGCGUCCAAUACCAGGAGAGUUUUUUUAUAUUUUUAAAUAUAAGUGUAAGAACACACGAGCCACUCUGCAGCGCCACAAAGUGGCUUAGGCAGGUGAUUUUGUAGCGAAGUGUUCGUGUGGAAGGGUUUUGCGUUUAAUGUAAUCAGUGAGAAAAAUCAGUCAGUUCAACGAUGGAUUCAGACGAGGAAAGUCUUCUUCUAUACUAAAAGCCACAGUUAGUAUGCAGUGCGGGUAGCAUGGUAAUGUAUUUCUUACCGGAGAACGGCCGACCACGUUGCCGAUUUACCCCGAGCGGUGCAUUAGGACCGGAUUUAAGAAUUAUAGCACUGGAAUAUACGCGCACACAACAAUCGCCUACGGUUCUGUACCACUGUGCCGACAUGAGCGGCAUCCAUGCGCGCCGUAAGACUAACAUUGCAUUCUAACUCUGGCUUUUACUUUAGUGCUUGUAUUACGGCGUCGAAGUAAACGUAAUCAAUGAUCACUAUGGAUGCUUCCGAUUACAUCGGACAUAUUAUUAACCAGACAAUACUGUACAUUAAUAAUGAAUUAAAGGCAGACGCUGAAAAGUACUUCAAUUACUGUAGAAUGUCCAAAGGUACUUCGACGAGUUUUAUAGUUAUCUAAAGAACAUUUGAAAGAAUCGAUAUAAAUACGAGCUGUAGUCCGGGGUUAUUGUAUGUCAUAUAGCCGGUAUAUUUGGAAUUUCGAUCAAAAACCUUUCGAAAUCGGAAAGACGUUUUACUUGCUCAUCGUGUGAACUCUCGUAAAGAACUGUGCCAGCUAGAAAAGUGGCCCGUCUGAAAAGGUUCCUGCGACUUGUGGAUGCCACUAGUAGCGGGGACCGGCGACUGAUAGCAAACGUGGCGGGCCACUGUCGCUCGUCUGGAAUUGCACUUUUGUAAUCAUCUGGAAGCUACUCUGUGGCGCUCAAAGUGGCCCGUGUGUUUGUACACUAAAGGAUAACUUAUUAAUUUGAAGUGAAAUUGUGGAUGUUAUUCAUAUACAUUUUGUUUUCUGUUUUUUAGGUAUAUCAGUAACAUAUUUUUCACUUCGUUUUGAUUGUUAAUAUUAAAAUGGUUUACUAUGAUUUCUGUAUGGAAUAAAUAGUACACUUGUUCAAAUUAUCUGAGGUGUUCUAAGAGUUAGUUGGAAUGGGUGAAUUAUUAUUUUGGUUUAUGUUAAUAUAAGUUGCAUCUCAUUUUAUUAUUAAGAACGUGAUUUUAUUUUUUUCCUGUUUGAAUGUAUAAAACCUUUCGUAUGUGUAAUAUUUAUGUUAUUAAUAAAUGUUAAUAUUAAAA
This is a messenger RNA of Diabrotica virgifera virgifera (western corn rootworm), 9091 nucleotides long. RefSeq names its product synaptogyrin. The record is from RefSeq and is a predicted model, not a curated record. The transcript is spliced from 5 exons. The coding region runs from base 67 to 753 and encodes 228 amino acids. Gene Ontology annotation, cellular component: synaptic vesicle membrane; neuromuscular junction. NCBI's taxonomy places the organism in Eukaryota, Metazoa, Arthropoda, Insecta, Coleoptera, Chrysomelidae.